Anopheles cruzii is the source of this 1287-nucleotide messenger RNA. RefSeq lists its product as uncharacterized. The transcript has 3 exons. NCBI's taxonomy places the organism in Eukaryota, Metazoa, Arthropoda, Insecta, Diptera, Culicidae. The coding region runs from base 1 to 1287 and encodes 428 amino acids. The record is from RefSeq and is a predicted model, not a curated record.
AUGGCACCUUUUCGUCAACAGGACCGUUGUAAGCAGCAACGUCGCCACGACCAUAGUGUCUACGUACAGCAGUUGUUUAAAGAUUUUCUCACUCGAAACAAUGGACCUCGUCCCGCAACGGUUGCUGCGAGUAAUAUGCAGAGCGGACUCUUUAAUCCGGAAACACGGCAGCGUAAGCAACCUGGAAUUUUCGGUCGUGCCGUUUAUGCACGUUUUGAGCGAGACGGAAACGGCGGGGACACCUAUCUACGCCGCGAAGCAAAUGUUACCAUAAAAACGGGUCUAAUGAAAUGGAUCGAUCAACAGCGGAACCACCAUCAGGAGCAACAACAUCCGAAAAAAAAUUUACGAAAAACAGUGCGCUUCGAUGAUUAUCUCAAUUUGCCUGGUAAUUUUUUCUCCGGAGCUGACCAGAUAACGCUCCCCUCGGAAGUGUGCGAUAAGACGGUGGGAAAUGUAUCAACCAACUUUAUGCCACGUUCUACUUCCACACCGUUCGAUCGGAUGAAUUCGUUCGGUGUCUCCGGCAUGCUGUCUGAUCCAGACGAAUUUCAAUCGACACAAGCACAAGCGCACUCUAAACUGCCGCAAGUGUCUGACGAGUGGGAAAAAUUUCUGAGCGGCGUCAAAAUAGUCCUGACCACAAUACGCAAGGAUCAGAAUUUUCUACAACAUUGCGCUCAAGAAUUGAAAGCUGUCCCAAUCGAUCGAUACAGUAUGGACAGUUCCAAUGAAACCGAAAAAAUCUGUCGUCCUACAGAAGUAGUUAGUCGUUCGACUAGCCCAAAAACUAAAAUCAGUGAUUUCAUUCCGCCAAAGGCAAAGAGUCAAUCACAAGCAAGCAACCGAAAUUUCGACUCGCAACAUAAGCAGGCAUCUUCCCAAAAAUCAGAUCAUGGAAAACCUUAUGCAACACCCGAGCAGGAUAUGUUGCUGACUGCAUCUCCGCCUUCCCCGUCGGCGUCUGCUGAUCACCAGAGAAGUUUGUUAAUAGAACGGUCAUUUGUCUUCGAUGAAACUCGAGCGGAUGAUACACUGAUGGAGAAGCUGGAUGCAUUGCUUGAAGAUGGAGAAAAUCCAACGAAGGAUAUCUGUUUACUAAAUUUCGAUUACGAUCUAGUUUCGCAGCAAGACGAAAAAGCAGUUGAAACCUCUUUUUCAAAUCACGUGCCAGCAUCGCAACGCAACGUAUUGGAUCAAUCACUGAAUUUGCCGGAAACUUCGUUACGCUUAACACCAGAUCUAACGAUUGAGACAUUUUCUGAAUUCAAUGAGAUACUGUUUUGA